Molecule: messenger RNA, 3555 nt
Organism: Penaeus vannamei (Pacific white shrimp)
Lineage: Eukaryota; Metazoa; Arthropoda; Malacostraca; Decapoda; Penaeidae
Source: RefSeq, a predicted model, not a curated record
GCCGGGAGCCUCUGUGCCGGCGGCAGAAGCAACAAAGCCUGCGGGUCGUCGUUGUGGUCGUACUGCUCGUCAUUCUUAGUUGAGACCCCGAGGGAGAUUACCAGGGCCUGGCAGGCUCGGAAAUCAACGCUCGAAGAUGCGGCUGUUUCUCCUGCUGCUGCUUGUAGCUCUUGCAGUGGGUGCUUAUCAAAAGGCUGACCAGAAUGGGAGACACGACCAAGACAUUCUAGACUUGACAGCAGAGGACACAGCUCUUGACAGGCGCGAGAGGCAGGUCAAACCGGAUAAACGAAACACGGCGAAAGAGCAGACCAACAAGGAAGACAAUAGCCUGAAGUUAAAUGUGAAGAGAACUAAAUACACGAUGGACGGAAAUGGUGACAAUAAAAGCGAAAGGGGGAAGAAAGAGAGACCACCAAAACAAGUGGAAAUGAUAGAUAAAAUCAAGAAAAUGCACAAUAAAAAUCGAGAAGAAUCAGAGCCGAAAGAAAAGAGGAAAAAGGCACAAAGACAAGAAUCAAGAGCCAAGAAACGUAAGCAACAAAAGAGAAGGCAGAGAGGACAGCAAAAUGAUAGGAAAGAGGACAGGAAGAAUAAGGGGGAUAGAAAACACUCGGGAAAUAAGAAUACGAAGAAAGACAAGAAAGAAAAUAAAGACAAGGGAGAAAAGGACGAUGGAAAUAAGAACGGGAAUGGCAGGGGAACGAAAAAGCAAGGCAAGAAAUAUAAUAAAGGCAACGAGAAACGAGGGCAAAAUCGAGACAGGGAUAGGAGCAGAAAAGAGGAAAACCGAGACAAGGAUAGGAGCAGAAAAGAGGAAAAACGAGACAGAGAUAGGAGCAGAAAAGAGGGACAUCAAGGCGAAGAAAGGAACAGAAAAGACAAAAAUCAAGGCAAGGGUAGGAGCAGACAAGAGGAAAAACGAGACAAGGAUAGGAGCAGAAAAGGAGAAAAUCAAGACAAGCAGAAGGGCAGAAAACGACAAAACCAAGACAAGUUUAACGCGAAACGAACAAAACAACAAAAGGAAGUAAGCGAAGGGAGGCAAGGAAAGGCCACCGAGGAGGAAAAGGAAGUCAAGCCAAGCAGCCGAUCUGAAACGAACAUUAUCAAGGGCCGAAACCUUCAUAACGGAAAGGACAAGAACUCUGAGAAAAUCAACCGACCACAAAGUGCUUCCAAAAACAUUGCAAGAAACACGGGGAAUAUUGAAAUUCAAGACGUAUGUGCGGGGAAAAUCGUCCUGGGAUACGGGGAAUCUGUUGUUAUCUAUACUAACAAUGACCGCCAGAAGGAGAAAUGCAAAAAUAAGAUAAAAACUCCUGAAGGCUCCGAGAUCGGUUUCUUCUGUCCAUUCUUUAAUCUGAACAGCAAAGGGUGUAAGAGGGAACAACUGAAGUUCCGCGGCAAAGUCAACGGCAAGAAGCAAAAUAAAAAGUACUGCAAACUAGACGCCCCAGAUGGCGUCAUAAUCUCCACUAAUAAGCUGAGUAUGGAAUUCAGACGAAAGCAAUUUAAGUCAGAUGAGUUCUCUGGCGGAUUCUUAUGUGAGAUCUACACUGUAGGAGAUGCUCCAACAAUUGCUCCAUCAACUACAGCUUCUCUCCUCCACCACAACUACUUCCUCCGUCACCAACCACAGCUCCUCCAUCACCAACCACAGCCCCUCCGUCACCAACCACAGCCCCUCCGUCACCAACCACAGCCCCUCCGUCACCAACCACAGCUCCUCACCAACCACGCACAAGCUCCUCCAUCACCAACCACAGCUCCUCCAUCACCAACCACAACUCCUCCAUCACCAACCACAGCUCCUCCACCUCCAGGAACCACCACCUGCAGUAUCACUAGAGAAUACUGUGAUGGCUGCGGGGUAGCACCAAUUUCCGUUGGGAACACAAGGAUUGUCAACGGAACGGCGGCGUCAGUGGGCGAGUACCCUUACCAAGUGGCGGUUCUAUCCACCAUCGCCGGCAGACAGUAUCAGUGUGGGGGUUCAAUCAUCAAGGAAAGAUGGAUUCUUACUGCUGCCCAUUGCUUUUACGACCUAAGCAACAACAAGGCGACGAGUGUCGACAUUAUCUACGGCACAAUCGAUAUCAACGGAGGUGCUGGGACAACGGUUACGGCUUCGAGGUUCAUCGACCAUCCGGGAUACGACUCGAGUACCUAUGCCAACGACAUCGCACUGGUAGAGCUGCCGCAACCUCUGAAUUAUGCGACCGACGCCAAUAUCCAACCGAUCUGCUUGGGACAGGAAGAGGACAUACCCUUCGGAGGCAAGGCGGUGGCGUCGGGAUGGGGAGCCCUGUCGUUUGGUGGGUCAUCACCUGACAUCCUGCAGGAAGUAGAGUUAGAUAUCAUCACAAUAAAUGAGUGUCAGCAGAAGGUUUCUUUACCGCCAGACACAAACUCGGUUGUAUGUGCUCUGACUCUCUAUAAGGAUACCUGUCAGGGUGACAGCGGUGGUCCUCUUGUUGCGAAACUUUGUGACGGCACCUGGGCUCAAAUCGGAAUUGUCAGCUAUGGUUUCCAGUGUGCCGUCCCUGACAACCCUGGUGUGUACACCCGUGUGUCUGCUUUCGCUAGCUGGAUCUCAGAUAACACUGGAGGUAGCAGCUGUAGUUCUACCCUAACACUUAGCGCAGAGCUUGACAACCGUGCAAAAGAGAGGGAAGCAGUGAACGAAGCGAAAAAUGAUCUAGAUGGGCUAGAAGGACUACAGUGCUGGAAGGUGGCUCGGCAAGAACUAGCAGAUAUUGAGGUUGAAAUUCAAGUUAUUGUUGUGGAAUUUGAAAACAGCGGUAGCACCGUCCCACCUUUGCCAUCUCUCGAACCUGAACCUACUGUCAAGCCAGUAACUCCAACUGCAUCUUCCACAGCACCACCAACCACAGCUCCUCCAUCACCAACCACAGCGCCUCCAGUACCAACCACAGCUCCUCCGUCACCAACCACAGCUCCUCCAUCACCAACCACAGCCCCUCCAGUACCAACCACAGCUCCUCCGUCACCAACCACAGCUCCUCCAUCACCAACCACAGCCCCUCCAGUACCAACCACAGCUCCUCCGUCACCAACCACAGCUCCUCCAUCACCAACCACAACUCCUCCAUCACCAACCACAGCCCCUCCACUCCUCCAUCACCAACCACAGCUCCAUCUCCAGGAACCACCACGUGCAGUAUCACUAGAGAAUACUGUGUUACUUUUGAUCUUCUGUCUAAAUACAUUACACAACUGUUCGUUAUAUCCUUGGCAUACGUUAUAUCUAUCGACAUGGGGAAAAAAAUCCCCUGGUAAUGAUGAAUUAUUCCCAGCUAUUCCCUACAUCCGAUAUGAAAAUUACAUACCGUCAGAUGGCUGCUGCGGGGUAGCACCAAUUUCCGUUGGAGCAACAAGGAUUGUCAACGGAACGGCGGCGUCAGCGGGCGAGUACCCUUACCAAGUGGCGGUUCUAUCCACCAUCGCCGGCCAUGAGUAUCAGUGUGGAGGUUCAAUCAUCAAGGAAAGGUGGAUUCUUACUGCUGCCCAUUGCUUUUACGACCUAAGCAA